Molecule: messenger RNA, 1830 nt
Organism: Penicillium coprophilum
Lineage: Eukaryota; Fungi; Ascomycota; Eurotiomycetes; Eurotiales; Aspergillaceae
Product: C2 domain protein
Exons: 2
Coding region: 1-1830 (609 amino acids)
Biological process (GO): positive regulation of gene expression
Source: RefSeq, a predicted model, not a curated record
AUGGAUUCCCAGCCCCGGUCAUUGCCUAUUCAUCCUAUUGACAAAUAUGGGCCUAAAUUUGUCGAGAAGGCUGAUAAGAUACAUCGCGUCAGUAUGAAGGAAGAGUCAAAGCCUGCCGGAGGAUUCGAUGCCACUCCCAUCCCUCAUGCCCCGCCAGGCUACACCCUCAAGAUCACUUUCCAUCGCGCAGCGGAUUUGCCCAUCGCGGAUUUUGGCAGUUUCUCUUCCGACCCCUAUGUCUCCGCGCACAUGAUAGUCGACCUGCCAAGGCGCCAUAAACAAGACCCCGUCAUGCGCUUUCGCACCCCGACCGUACGCAAGGACAUGAACCCAACCUGGGAAUGUGAGUGGAUUGUCGCAAAUGUCCCCGCCUCAGGGUUUCAGUUGAAAUGUCAUCUCAUGGACGAGGACCCCGCGGAUCACGAUGAUAAGCUGGGAAUCGCUUUCAUCGACAUUCCUACCCUCUCGGAGAACUGGGAAGGCUUCAAGGAAAAGUCAUUUAAGGUCAAAAAACGCUUUGGGAGUAAGCGUGUCUAUGUCUUUACUAAUAUCUCUGCGUUUGCGACUGGUCACCAGAAGGAGUCUUGGUUGGUGGUCAGUAUCGAAUGCCUCGGCAAGACCCCUGGCACCGAGGGGGGUCAUAUGUACACCAUCGGUCCCAACCAUUGGUUCAAGCAUUUUUCUCCGAUGAUCGGACGGCUAGCUGGCAUCAAGGACCAGGUCCAAAGCAAAGAUGGCAGUGGCUCUAUUAGCCGUUACAAUUUUCAAGCGAUUCAGAUGCAGCUCACAGGCCCCAUACCUGCAGAGUUAUAUCAUCGCUAUGUAGAGUUCAAACCAUUCGUGGCGGGAAUGUUCCAGUCGCAGAGUCUACGAGGGCGUAUCCUGCAUAAGGCCCUCCAUCACCAGCACCAGCGCAUCUACAAUUUUGAUCGCACUACCUUGCACGGGUCCUUCCAGACGCCUUGCCGUGAAUUCUCCCAGAAGUUCUUGGAGUUUGCGCACUAUGGCCAAGGUGGACGGAUUUUCACCUACGUGCUCACCUUGGACGGGCAACUCCGGUUUACCGAGACCGGGAAAGAAUUUGGUAUCGAUAUGCUGAGCAAGCACACCAUGCACAGUGAUGUGUCUAUCUAUAUCGCGUAUUCGGGGGAAUUCUUUCUUCGGCGGCGUAAGCAUCGUCAUCGUCGUAACUCUCCGGAAGGGCGUGCGGAGCGAGCAAAGAAUGCAGAGAAUGCAGAGAAUGCAGCAUCAAGCACAGUGCCCACACACGAGUUCCCCGUGGAGGAAGAUGAGGACCACAAUGAGGGUGAGGAUCUCGGUCAAACCGAAGAAGGGACCCCUAUCUCGACCGAUCCAGCGGACUAUGAACUCUUUAUUGAUAACGAUAGUGGGACCUACCGUCCUAACGCGGAGAAGCUACCACUGCUUCAGGAGUUUAUGUCCUCCAACUUCCCCGGUCUCCAUGUUACGACUCUGGACUGUCAGGCGGAUGCCGAACGAAUGGGAAAAUUGAAGGACGAGCAGCGCGACUUCAAGAAGAACGCAGGCAAUGUCAUUAUGUACCUACAGCAAAGCAGCGCGUCUUCCCUGUCGAUCUCCAGCUCGGAAGAGGAAGAGCUCAACGAGCGCAGCGGUCAAGCCAAGCAACGAGGAGAUCUUUCUCGACGAGUCCACGAGAUGCGCGAUCUACGAGGACAGGUAAUGCGGUGGGUAGAAGCGGAUGAGAAGCCCGAUGGUCAUAAGCACAAGCAUCGGUACUUUUCUAGCCGUGAGCGCGCCGUGUCGACUGGUGCGAUCAGCACUGACCGGACCAAUCAACUUGCGACCUGA